AUGUUAUCGAGAGGAUCGAUAAUGACUGAGAACAGAUGGACAAUUAAUGAAUAUGUAACGUAUAUUCUCUUAACAUUGGUGUUUCUUGCAUCUUGGACAGAUAUUAAUGGAAUCUUUGCUGAAUUACCACAGAUAAUCUUAACUCAACCUGAAGGUGCGAGACUCGGAGCAUAUCUUGCAUUAAUCACGAACUUUGGUAACAUUGCACCAUUGAUACUCAUUCUUAUCAAAUGUUUCAACAAAAAACAAACACUUAAUCCAAUUCCGAUUAAUUACAUUGUGAUUAGCAUUGGCAUGGCAUCAUGUUUUUCAUUGAUUUUCUUUUGGCAAUAUACGAGAAUGAUAUUCAAUCAAAAUUACAGUAUUGCAUUGUUGAUCCUUGCGUUUUUUCUUUCCUUAUUGGAUUGCACAUCGUCGAUUUCAUUUGCGGAUUAUAUUCAGAAAUUUCGAGCUGAAUUUACCAGCGCUCUUUUUCUUGGUGAAAGUUUGACAUCGAUCGUUCCAAGUUUACUGGCUAUUGCGCAAGGAAACGGUCAACUUCGUUGUACAUCCAUCAAUGGUACGAAUGUGACAGAAGCCGUUUAUGAAACUGCAAGAUUUUCAGUUUCGCUCUACUUCCUAUGUUUGUUUUUACUUUUAACAAUCUCAUUUAUUUCAUUUGUACUUCUACAAUGGACUUCAAUUCCUCAACACGCAUUUCAGAUUAAUCGUAAAAUAUCAUUAAAACCCAAUGAAGAUAAUCAGGAAACAACAAGUACACUUUUCCAGCAAAAAUCUCCUACUUCGUCCGAAUCACUUUCAUUGAACAGAACGUCAUAUCUCCUGCUUUCAUUCGGAUGUACCUACACAAGUUCGAUUCUAUUCGGAAUGCUUCUCUCAAUCUCUGCAUACGUUCUCAUGCCAUACGGACAAGAAAUAUUCUAUCUCGGAACUAUCCUAUCGCCAUGGAUGUUCACAUUAGUCUGGAUUUUAGGCAUGAUAAAACCAUCUGUAUCGAAACGUUCGAUAUUACUUUUGAUUCUAAUGGGUACGAUGACAUUUCUAUUCGAAUUAUUCAUCGCAUUGAACAGUCCUUGUCCAAUGUGGGUACAUACAAUGAAAGGAAAUGUUUUGAUAUUGUCCAUUUGGCUUUGUACUUAUGUGUUAUUAGGAUACCCACGUUUAGUAAUCGCUAAUUAUGUUCGAAAUUACUCAUCGAGUGGUAUGUUUUGGUACGGUGUUAAUGUUCAAUGCGGAGCAUUGAUUGGCUCCAUUGUUGCGUUUUUGUUAAUUGAAACAUUUUCGUUAUUCCGUGAAGUAAUACCUUGUGAACCGAGUAAAUGCUGA
Messenger RNA from Adineta ricciae, 1326 nucleotides. The record is from the annotation of a GenBank genome assembly. Lineage: Eukaryota; Metazoa; Rotifera; Eurotatoria; Adinetida; Adinetidae.